GUGGAUAUUUUGAUGUCCAGGGACACGGACAGUCCCGUUUUUCCCCGUGAAUCAGACGCCGUGGCCGAGUGGCUGGCCAGCAACCAAACCUUCCACCUGAUGAGAGACCACCCCGCUCACUGUCGCUUCUUUAUGGGCUGUUGUUGGGGAGUGAAACUCGGCCAAGAUCGCUCCGCCAUCGCCGCCCAGGCCGAGAAAAUGUUGCGUGAAAAUCACUCGCACAAAUACAACUACGACCAGAAAUUGCUGGACAGAUUCUAUCAGCCGAUGGCUGUCAAAAGCAUGAUGGCGCACGACAGCUACUGUUGCCAAGAUGUUCAAUUCCCUAGCCAGCCGUUUCCGAGCCCGAGGCAAAACCGCAUGUUCGUCGGCUGGAGGGAAGUCGGCAAAGACGGUGAGAAUCUGACCGAUCCGUGUCCCGAAAAGUGCCGCCCGCAAAACCUGACCGCGGGGACGUUUGCCGCAGUCGAUUGGACUUUCUGUUGAUG
Daphnia pulicaria is the source of this 488-nucleotide messenger RNA. RefSeq lists its product as uncharacterized. The coding region runs from base 13 to 486 and encodes 157 amino acids. The transcript has 3 exons. NCBI's taxonomy places the organism in Eukaryota, Metazoa, Arthropoda, Branchiopoda, Diplostraca, Daphniidae. The record is from RefSeq and is a predicted model, not a curated record.